AGUUAGCAAUGACAGCUGCUCAUUUUGUAAAACGGAUGCGAUAGCGAUCAACCUCUCAGAACCAUCUCAGGAGCUGAGUUCUUCCCAGUUUGGUAGAUCAUUAUUGAAAAGAUUGCUCACCAGUAUAGAUUCCACCAAGAUCCACGAUGCCGGCAACAGCAGAGGCGGUCAAAGGGGCAAAGGCUACCAUGUCAACCCAUCUCUCGCUGCUGUUGCUCCCGCUACUCCUCACCACGGCCAUUGGGGCGGGCCUUGAAGAUAAGAAGGUCCCGUUUCAUGACAUGGUGAUCAAUGUGCAGGAAAAGACACCAGUGCCGUACGCCCUGUAUCAGUUUGAGAAGAAGCAUCCCGAUGUGAAUGAGUUUCGGGUAAAAGGAGAAGGUCGUGACAUCAUCAAAGUCUCCAAAGAUGGUUGGCUCUACCUGGACAAGGCUCUGAACUGGUCUGAAGAAGACAACUACGUAGUGACGGUGGAGGCGCUGGCAGAUGGCCGAGUGAUCGAUGGCCCAAUUUUUCUGACCAUUAACGUGGAAGACAUCAAUGACCACGCUCCCUACUUCAACCAGAGCGACUACGCGGCUGUGGUUCGAGAGAACCAUCCCGCUGGUUCUCCCUUCACACGAGUGUUUGCCAUGGACCAGGAUGACCCACACACGCCAAACGCUCAACUGAGGUUCAGUCUGGUCAGCCAGAUUCCCAGGAGAGACAAUGUGGCCUUGUUCCAGAUUCACCCGGUCAGCGGCGAGGUCUCCACCACCGAAGAAGGCGAGCGGCUACUGAAGGCCAGAGAGGGCAUCCAGUUCACCAGGGGCGAGGAGGGUGGCCAUGAUUCUCUGAAGAAGAAGUUUGAUGACUACUGUCCUGGGACGAUGAUUCCAUAUGAACUCAACCCCUUCUUCACCUGCUUGGAGCGAGCUGAGACCAGGAGGCGUAACCUGGACCCCCUGGAUGACCCAGACUACGUCCUGUUUGUCCGAGUGCAAGACCUCAACGGAGCCUCUGAAGUGGCUUUGAGUGGAAACGCCAAAGUGAACAUCGCUGUCAAGCCCAACCUGUGGGUGAAUCCAGGGCCACUGCUUGUGAAGGAGAAUCUGCAUGAGACAUACCCACUGGCCAUCGCGAAGGUCCAGUCCAAUGAUCCCAAAGCUGUCUACAAGCUGAUGCAGAAGGAGCGAGAGCAGAAGUUCCCGUUCAAGAUAACAGAAGAUGGAGAGGUCCUGCUGACUGAGCCGUUGGACAGGGAAGAGAAGCACAUGUACAUUCUAGUGGUCCUGGCUCAUGACAUCCACCAGAAUGAGGUUGACACACCCAUGGAGAUUCAAGUGAUCGUCGUAGACGUGAACGACAAUGCACCCGAGUGUUUGAAGGUGGAGAGUGUGUUUGAGGUGCAGGAGGGUGAACCAGCAGGAAGUCUCGUUGGACAGCUGAUGGCUGCAGACAAGGAUGAUGAGGACACCCUGAAUGCUCAGUUGACCUACAAGAUUGUGUCCUCAGAGCCACUCACCUCUACCGAAACCUUCUCCAUUGAUGCUGCUUCAGGGCAGAUCCAAGCACUGCAAACCUUGCAGAGGAAACAGCAGCAGCUGUACAAGCUCACCGUUCUAGUCAGUGACCCAGAUUACAGCACGGAAUGUCAGGUCGUGAUCAAGGUCAUCGAUGUCAACAAUGAGAUGCCACUCUUUGAACAGAACAGAUACGAGAGUCCGCCUCUGACCGAGGACACUCCGGUGGGACACACUGUACUGACGCUGAGAGCAACAGACGCCGAUGACCCUGACAGUGGAAGCUCUAAAAUCGAGUUCCACAUCACAGCUGGGGACGACGAUGGUGUUUUCACAGUGGAAACUGAUGGGGGUGGUGUCGGCCAUCUUGUUAUAGCCAAGCCUUUGGACUUCGAGAUGCAUCCCACCUACAAUCUGCAGAUUGAUGCCCGGAACCCUGAGCCCCUGAUGAAGGGUCUUGAGUACGGCAGUGAAUCAACAGCCUUUGUCUCCCUGACUAUCACCGAUGUGGAUGAAGUUCCUGAGUUCAACCUGGACAUAUUGGAGGUGACUGUACCGGAAAACAUCAGCAGGGGGGCGCUGCUGCUCACGGUGGAAGCCAAAGACCCAGAGGGCAAAGAGAUCAGCUUCAAGAUGGAGGGAGACUCUAUGGGCUGGCUGGAGCUCGACCCAGCCUCGGGCCAGAUCAAGACCAAAGACAAGCUGGACAGAGAAGCCCUGGAAGUCUUCACAGUCACCAUCACUGCUUUUGAGAAGGAAAACCCGAGCAUGUCCAGUCAGCGUGAGGUCUCUGUCAGACUGCUGGAUGUCAAUGACAACACCCCAAAACCGGUGGAGUCCGAGUUCUUCAUUUGUGUUAAGAAGCCAAAGCCUGUCAUCAUCAGGGCCCAGGACCCAGACAACGCUCCAUUCUCACAGCCAUUUACCUUCACCUUUGCCAAGAAGUACAGCAAUUGGCACCUUCAAACUGUGGACGGUGCAUCAGCCAAACUGAGUUUGAAGAAAACUGCCACAGAGGACCACACCUUCCCUAUCGCCAUCAACAUCAAGGACAAUGCAGGCAUGGGGGUCACUCACUCAUUGCACGUGAGAGUCUGCAACUGCACUGAGCUCGGCUACUGCUACAUGCCUCCUGAAUCUCGCACUGGCAAGUUAGGCAUGGCCUCCACCAUUGGAAUUUUGGCGGGAGUUCUCGGUUUUGUCACCAUCAUAUUCAUCAUUGUGAUCAAACAAUCCAGCAAAAACAAGAAGAGACGAGUCCCUGCUGUGCAGGAGACCAACACCCUGAUGUAGAUCCUCUGGAGUACCAGCCAAGACUCAGGGGUCCUUGAAAUUUUCAUCAGAGGACCAUCAAUAUUUGGAGACACAAAGAAAUCUUGAGCUAUUUUACGCUGCUCCCAGUGUAACCUGUGCCUAAUUUAUUCAAAGGUUGAAUCCCGGAUUACAG
This is a messenger RNA of Synchiropus splendidus (mandarinfish), 2949 nucleotides long. RefSeq names its product cadherin 17, LI cadherin (liver-intestine) (gene cdh17). Lineage: Eukaryota; Metazoa; Chordata; Actinopteri; Syngnathiformes; Callionymidae. The coding region runs from base 147 to 2795 and encodes 882 amino acids. The record is from RefSeq and is a predicted model, not a curated record. Gene Ontology annotation, molecular function: cadherin binding; calcium ion binding. The transcript has 19 exons. Gene Ontology annotation, biological process: cell-cell junction assembly; adherens junction organization; multicellular organism development. Gene Ontology annotation, cellular component: plasma membrane; adherens junction; catenin complex.